AGGUGAGGGCAAUCAUACAUGAAGAGGGAAGUCCAGGAGCGGAGCAUUGUGUACCUAGUGGGGCCUGUUACUACCAUACACAGGGGACUGACACUCUCCUCCAUAUCUCCUCCUCCCGCCCAGAACUGACUGAGAGAACACGGAGCAGAGGAUUUGAGACUCGCAGCGACACCUGCUGCUGGGGGCAGAUAUAACACGCGAUCACUAUCAUAACGUAUCACUGCUAAUCCGUCCUCACAGUGCGGGCCCGCGGCGGCCAUUGUUCUGUAGACUGCAAGCACGGCACUGGUAUCACAGAUUACAUGUCACCGUUUACACCGAGUGACGCUACCAAGAGGGGCGGAGCCACGCACUCCUUCGGGCGCCAUGUUGGAAGCUGGAGAGCGGCUGUAACGCCGCCGUGCUCUAUAAGUACAUCCGGGUCAGUGAGCCGGGCGGAGGACUACACGGCACUGAUAGAGAGAUCUGGUGAGUGUGUGACACCCAGGAGCCAUCCCCAUGUGUCAGGAGGAUGGAGCAGGACCCAGAGCCUCAUCCCGGUGCCUCCACCUCACUCCCUGAUACAUGAGAGAGACAGUGACCAGAAGAUCCUGGAACUGACCAAUCAGAUCAUUGAGCUGGUGACAGGAGAGGUUCCUAUACAGUGUCAGGAGGAGAUGGAGAAGUCAGAAGGACACCGGGAUCUGUAUGAGGAUGUGAAGAUGGAGAAUCACUGGCCCCUCUCAUCACUGGAUGGGUCCAGGAGCAGAAAUACCUCAGAGACAGAUCUCCACCAUCUUCAUUCACAGGAUUGUAUAGAGGAGAAUCACACGAUCCCACAGGACGAUCAGACUGACGUCCUGACUGCUAUUAAAGUAGAAUUUCAAGAGGAGGAAGAGACGUAUGUGAGGGGUGAUCGUCCGUGUAAAGAGGAGGAAGAGACGUAUGUGAGGGGUGAUCGUCAGUGUAAGGAGGAGGAAAUCCCUACAGAUAUCAGCGCAGCAGAUGGAUGCAAACACGGAAAUAUCUUAGAGGGACAACUCCUUUUAUCUACGCAUUUUAAAAUGGAAGAAAACGUUAUGCAAGAUGAUCCUGGAGAAACCCCUAUUAUGCUAAAUAUAUAUUCAAUACUUCCCAGUGCAGAUAAAUCAUCUGAUCCCUAUAAUCAUGAGCAAUGUUCCCCUGAUAACAUAGACAGUGCUGCGCAUAGUACAGCUCAUAUCAACGACAAAAUGUUUCCAUGUUCUGAUGGUGGGAAAUGUUUUCCCGCUAAAUCAUCUUUUCAUAAAUAUCCGAGAACUUGCAUAGGCAAGAAACCAUUUCCAUGUUCUGAGUGUGGAAGAUGCUUUAAACACAAAUCAUCUCUUGCUGAACAUCAGAGAACUCACACAGGUGGGAGUCACUUUCCAUGUUCCGAAUGUGGGAAAGAGUUCGCAGCUAAAUCAUCUCUCCUUGAGCAUCAGAGAUCUCACUCCGGGGAUAAUCUCUUUCUAUGUUCUGUGUGUGGGAAAAAGUUUGCAGCUAAGUCAUCUCUCCUCGAGCAUCAGAGGUCUCACACAGGUGAGAAACUCUUUCCAUGUUCCGAGUGUGGGAAAGGGUUUACAAAAAAGUCAAAACUUAUUAGACAUCAGAGAACGCACACAGGUGAAAAACCAUUUUCAUGUUCUGAGUGUGGGAAAUGUUUUACCAACAAAUCACAACUUCGUAUACAUCAUAGAACGCACACAGGUGAGAAACCAUAUCCAUGUCCUGUGUGUGGAGAAUGUUUUGCAUAUAAAGCGCAGGUUACUGUGCAUCAGAGAACUCACACAGGUGAGAAACCAUUUCCAUGCUCUGAGUGUGGGAAGUGGUUCACAAAAAAAUCGAAACUUACUGUUCAUCAGAGAACUCACACAGGUGAGAAGCCAUUUCCGUGUCCUGAGUGUGGGAAAUGUUUUACAUACAAAUCAAGUCUUAUGAGACAUCAGACAAGUCUUGUUAAACAUAACAAAACUAAGAUAACUGAAAAACUCUUUCCAUGUUCUGAAUGUGGGAAAUGUUUUACAAGCAAAGGACAAUUUAAUGUACAUCAGAGAACUCACACAGGCGAGAAACCAUUUCCAUGUUCUGAGUGUGGUAAAUGUUUUAUUUACAAGGGAAAACUUCUUAUACAUCAGAGAACUCACACAGGUGAGAAACCAUUUCUAUGUUCUCAGUGUGGGAAAUGUUUUACAAACAAAGCGCAACUUAUUGUACAUCAGAGAACUCACACAGGCGAGAAACCAUUUCCGUGUUCUGAGUGUGGAAAAUGUUUUAUCUACAAGGGACAACUUAUUAUACAUCAGAGAACGCAUACAGGUGAGAAACCAUUUCCGUGUUCUCAGUGUGAGAAAUGUUUUACAAACAGUGCACAACUUAUUGUGCAUCAGAAAAUGCACACCGGUGAGAAACUCUACCAAUGUUCUGAGUGUGGGAAAUGUUUUACAUAUAAGGGACAACUUCUUAUACAUGAGAGAACUCACACAGGUGAGAGGCCAUUUCCGUGCUCUGAGUGUGGGAAAUGGUUUACAGCUAAGUCCUCUCUAGUUGAGCAUCAGAGGAAGCACACGGGUGAGAAACCGUUUCCAUGUUCUGAGUGUGGGAAACUGUUCAUACAGCAAUCAAUACUUAUUCGACAUCAGAGAACUCACACAGGAGAGAAACCAUAUUCAUGUUCCGAGUGUGGGAAAUGUUUUACAAUGAAAACACAUCUUGUUGUGCAUCAGAGAACUCACACAGGCGAGAAACCAUUUUCUUGUUCUAAAUGUGGGAGAUGGUUUACACACAAAUCAAGUCUUGUGAGACAUCAGGGAACUCACACGGGUUAGAAAUCAUUUCCGUGCUCUGAAUGUAAGAAAUGGUUUACAAACCAGUAAGAUCUUGUUCAGCAACAGAAACAUCACUCAGAGCAAAAGCAGUUGGACACAAAACGUGGUGGCUGCAGAUAAUAUUAUUAGUGCAGUUUAAUAUUGUUUAUAAAAAUUGUCCAUUUGACAUCUUUGACUGAUGGAAAUCAGUUAUGGUAUAAUCCUGGUAAAAGGCAAUAAUGUGGAACAGGGGACUCUAUUACAGGAUGUAAGUACAUGUUCUCUAAUUGAAGCUCUGAGAUGGGUCAUAUAAUGGGUUCUGUAAUCUGUAAUACCCCUUUCAGAUCACAAUGUCGGGUCCCACCCCGGGAAUUGGAAACGGGUCUUUCCCGGGUGGGAUCUGGCAUUGGACCUUUCACACUGCGUCCCUGACCUGGCAAUAUGCCGGGUCAGGUUGCCAUAGCAGCAGGGGGCAGAGCCAGCAUAGAGGCCUGAGGCGGCGCUAGGAGAUGAGCUCAUCUCCGCGCUGCCUCUCCCUAUGCAGUGAGCAGAUCGCAUCGACCCGGCAACCCCUUCACACUGCACCUGACCCAGUAUUCAACCCGAGAAUAACCCUUCUUUAUUCCCAGGUUGAAUUACCGGGUCAGGCAACCUGGGAAUUCUCCAUGACCCCUUUCACACCGCACAGCGACCUGCGUCGACCCGGCAAUAAACCAGGUCGAUACCGCGUUAUUUGUGCGGUGUGAAAGGGGUAUGGCUCACUGGGGAUAAAUUACAAUGAAUAAAAAAAAAACGCGUUGCUACAAUGAAAAUGCAGAGUUGUGAUUGGCUAUUUGUUCAAAUGAUCUCAUUGUUGCCUCAUCACUUAAAAUGGACUGAAAUUUUACGCAUCCACUGAAGCGGGGAGGUCAGGCCUCAGCCUAUACCUUUAUAUGUGAUGCUUUUUGUACCUUUCAGUAGUCUGAUUCAGAGUUAGGAGCAGUUUGCACCUGGGCAAAACAAGAGAUGAGCGGUUUGGGUUUGACUCUACUUCCUGCCAAGUAUAAGGACAUUUUUCUUAAUUGAUAUCUGAUGGCUCCUUUCAUUUUCUUGGAAAUAUUGGGGGUCAUUUCGAGUUGAUCGUAGCUGUCAUUCUGCAUGUCAGCGCCGGGUGUAGUAUGGUAUGCCGGCGACCAGCAUACCAGCGCCGGGAGCCCGACCGCCGGCAUACCGACAGUGUGGCGAGCGCAAAGGAGCCCCUUGCAGGCUCGCCGCGCUCGCCACGCUGCGGGCAUGGUGGCGCGCUAUGCGCGCCGCGCUAUUUAUUCUCCCUCCAGGGGGGUUGUGGACCCCCACGAGGGAGAAUAGCUGUCGGUAUGCCAGGUGUCGGGAUCCCGGCGCCGGGAUCCCGACAUUCAGCAUACUGAAGACCACCCGUCAGUUGACUUUGCACUUCAAGAGUAGCUCCCGACCAGCACAGCUUUAGCAUGCUGGCCGGGAGCUACUCAUCGCUCCCCGUCCUGCAGUGGCUGCGUGUGAUGUCAAGCAGACGCUGCGGCCCGCCCCCCGUUCGGUCCGGCCACACCUGCGUUGGCCGGACCGCUCCCAUGAAACGGCGGCUAAAUGCCGGCGUUCCGCCCCCUCCCGCCCAGCGGUCGCCUCUGCCUGUCAAUCAGGCAGAGGCGAUCGCAACCCUGCUACGGCCUUCGGCCUUCUGGCAUGCACCGGCGCACUACGGCGCAUGCGCAGUAGAGACCCGUUUGCUCGGCUGCAACAAACAGCGAGCAAACGGGUCAGAAUGACCCCCAUUAAGUGGUGGGAAGAGACUGUGGGACUGAAGAGUCAGUCUUAUCUUAAACUAUGUAAAUGCAUCAGAUGCACAAUAUUCAAGUGAGGGGAUUUGUACGGGAGAUCCUAUGUUUGCUGUAUGUGAUUAAAAAGUAGUUGGACCUAAAAAUUUAAUCAGUGUCUUUAAAGCUAAAGUCAUUGCACCCAGCUGUGGGUUAUACAUCUGUGUAUCACACAGCGGCGUGCGGCAACUGCACUGUGUAACUACAGCCAUGGCGUAUGGCGUGUAGAAUGGUUCCUCUAACAACUACAGUGUAACAGUCAUGGCAGCCAUCUUGUGGGCAGGGCCGACAUGAGAAUGCAGCCAAUCCGCUCAUGAGCAACCAGUGAUAUCACUGAGGAAUUUCUUAAGUCAAUUCUAAAGACUUUCCCCAUAAUGGCGGCAUGUACUCUGGGCUGGUGACACUUUUAAGAUACAAGUAAUGCAUUAUUACGUCUGUCGCUCGUUACAUGCAUGGAUAUCCCUCUUAUGUUGUGUACUUGUGUAGUUUUCUCAGUGACUAAUAGAAUAUGUUCUACGUUCAGUUUGAAUUUAUUUUUAUCUAUACUUUUUAUUCUUUGUAUAGAGAAUAAGUAGCUGAUGUGACAGUACAGGACAUACAGGGGCAUGACAUGUAUUUAUGUGGUUAGUACGAAAGUCAGGUAAUAAAGUCUCCCAUUACCGUCCAA
This is a messenger RNA of Pseudophryne corroboree (corroboree frog), 5300 nucleotides long. RefSeq names its product oocyte zinc finger protein XlCOF6-like. The coding region runs from base 303 to 2825 and encodes 840 amino acids. Gene Ontology annotation, biological process: regulation of transcription by RNA polymerase II. NCBI's taxonomy places the organism in Eukaryota, Metazoa, Chordata, Amphibia, Anura, Myobatrachidae. Gene Ontology annotation, cellular component: nucleus. The transcript has 6 exons. Gene Ontology annotation, molecular function: sequence-specific DNA binding; DNA-binding transcription factor activity, RNA polymerase II-specific. The record is from RefSeq and is a predicted model, not a curated record.